Molecule: messenger RNA, 5591 nt
Organism: Anopheles aquasalis
Lineage: Eukaryota; Metazoa; Arthropoda; Insecta; Diptera; Culicidae
Biological process (GO): regulation of DNA-templated transcription; circadian rhythm
Cellular component (GO): nucleus
Molecular function (GO): DNA binding; DNA-binding transcription factor activity
Source: RefSeq, a predicted model, not a curated record
GGCAACGAAGCCGGACGCGAAUCAACAACCGCCCCGGAUCCGGUUUACAGCCCAAAGCGUGCGCGUGCGUUCUGCUUUUUUGUGUGAAGACAAACAACCAGCAUAAGUAGCAGCAGCAUAGAAACCAGCAGUUUUUUUGUAGUGCAAACCAACAUAAUCGUGUGAUACUGUUUGAGAAGAAGGUAAAUAGAGUUUGAGUUAGCGAUUGGUGCAAUCGUCAGUCGAAUUCGUGAUUUGAAAGCAACAGAAACAGAGCCGUGUGCCGGUGCCAGAUAGUUGUCGGUGUUCAGCACCAAAAGCAUAGUGAUAGAGCGGAGUGGCGUUAAACCAAGAGCGAGAGAUACAUAACUUGCCGCACCGUAUCGGUGGCGCAUUUCACCGUGGCAUUGAUCUUACUCAUCGUGGUGGUGUCGUCGUUCGAAGUGCCUCGCGUUGUAAGGUGCCAAAGUGUAACGGAAGCGUGGUAAAAAAAAAACGCGUUGCGAGGUGUGAGAAGAAGCAAGCGAGCGAGCGGAGGAAGCUCGGAAGUGGGUCACGGAAACGAAUUAACAGCGGCCACAAAACAGUGCGGCCAACAAACAGCGAGCUAGAGCGAGCGAGCGAGCAGAGUGUGCCGGUAACAGAAGAAGCCUUUGGUGUAGAAGGAAAGAGCUAGUACAGUAUUGGGAGUGCAGUGCAUUUUGUCUCUGUGUCCUGUUAGUGUGCGUGGUAAAGGAUUAAAAAAGUUGACAAAGUUCUGUGCCGGAACGGACCAGCCAGCCAAUCUGAACGAGAAACCGCGAAAGCGGACAUCAUCAUCCGGUGCAACGCGCCAAAAGACGCGCUCAAACAUUAAUCUCGGCCAGACAGAAAGAAAUGUACUAGUACCGGUGGAACCCGUACCAAGCGACACUAGUAUGAUGGUGGCGGACUUUGUAACACGACAACAGAACGGUUCACCGCUGAACGGUGAGAUACCUGGCCAGAAUCACAACUCCAACUCCAACAUGCCUGCCCACAGUGCCUUGCUGAUGAGCAACAACAGCAACAGUAACAGCAACAGCUCUGGCCGGGCCAGCCCGCACACCUCGUCCGAAUCGGAGUUCCCACAGAACGGGUACGAGCUGGCGGCGCACCUGAAGCGCAAGGAGCUGUUCUCGCAGCGCAAGCAGCGUGAGUUCAUCCCGGACAACAAAAAGGAUGACAGCUACUGGGACAGGCGGCGACGUAACAAUGAGGCGGCGAAGAGAUCGCGCGAGAAGCGUCGCUUUAACGAUAUGGUGCUGGAGCAGCGUGUGGUCGAGCUGACGAAGGAGAACCACGUGCUGAAGGCCCAGCUGGACGCGAUCAAGAGCAAGUACAACAUCUGCGGCGAGAAUCUGGUCAGUGUGGAUCAGAUUAUGGCGACGCUACCGACAAACGAGCAGGUCCUUAGUUCGACCAAGCGCGUCAAGCUAUCGAGUGGUAGCUCCGGUGGUGGUCGAUCGACCAGUCCCGGUGGUCAGUCCAUCUCCAUGUUCCCGCUUUCGCGCAGUCCCUCUCGCCAACCGACGGCUUCGCCAACGCAAUCCUGUCCGCUGAGUCCACCGGCUGCAUCGGCUUCGAUUCCGGUUGGUAGUAGCAGCAGCAGUACACCGCACCUGCAGCAGUCACUGUUGGCCGUCGUAACGGGUGGCGGUCUUCCGUCGCAACCCUCUCCGACGCCCUCCUCCCAGCAGGCACCCGUCAUCCAUGCGAACCCGAACGUUGAAUCUCCUCCACCGAGCAGUCAGCAGCAAGGAGCUGGUUCCAAUCCGCCAUCUUCUACGUCCUCGACGGCAUCAGCGGUGCAUUCUUCGACCGGAGGAGGCGCCAUUCAGCAUACGAACGGUAGUAGCUAUGGUAACGGUGCCCUGCACGCCAUCUACCGGACGGGGGCUGCUUCAAUCAUCGAGUACGAACGGAUUGGGGAAGCUACGGGAAAACAUCACGAACCGGGCUCUCCACCCUCGAUCAACGGACGCAGCCCUUCGCAGAUUCGGUUAGAGCUGAUCGAGCGCAAUCUGGAUGACCUGCACCAUCAGCAGCAACAGCAACAGCAACAUCAUCAUCUGCAUCAUCAUCUGCAGCAACAGCAGCAACAGCAGCAUCAUCCGCAUCACUACAGCCAUCAUCCACGGGAAGUGAUCCGGGAGUCGGUGAUCGAUCAUCGCGGUGAGCAUCAUGUACAUCAUCAUCAUCAGCAGCAACAGCAGCAGCAGCAUCAGCAGUCGCAACAACAUCAGCAGCAACAACAACAACAGCAACCACAUAUCCAUCAGCAUCACUCCAAUCAUCACCACCGCGUCCUGGCAGCCAACGGUGGCCACGAGCUGAUAGUGGAUGAUCGAGACGAACGAUCACCCUCCCCACCGCACGUCGCUCCUGCCUCGUCCUCCGUCGUCGUACCGGCCCGUUUCGGAUCACCCUCGACAACGACGGCGGCCAGCAGCUCAACGACACCACCGGCCACCUCCGCCUCCGCCUCCGCCUCUUCGCUGACCAUCAUCUCCAGCACGAGCCCGUCCGGUGUUGGUGCGCAGGCCGGAGCGUCCUCUCCUCCCGCCCACAUCCCACUGGUUGCUCACUCGCAUCACUUCGCGGCCGCCGCCGCCGCCGCCGCCGCUCACCAUCCCCACCAUCCGCAUCAUCCGCAUGCGCUGCACCAUCUGCCACCCCACCACCACCACCCACACCAUCCGCACCAUCAUGUGCAUCCGUUUGUGGUCGGUGCAACCUCCCCGUACGCCAGUUCCUCACCGUCCUCCUCGGCGGCCUCCUCAUCGUCCUCGUCAGCGGCAGCCGCGGCUGCGGUUGUAGCGGGCCUUCCGGUCACCUACAGUGCAGCGGCAGCCGUAGCAGCUUAUGCCGCUACCAACGCCCUCUACGCCUCACCACCACGCACCGCCGGUGAACUGUCACCAAACGCGGCACUCACGCUGACGGCAAACGUCCUCAAUCUGAGCCGACGUGCUCCGUCCCCGUACGAUAGUGGAUCGGCGGCCAGCGUAAGUGGUGCCAGUCCACCACGCUCCUCGACUGCCAGCGCUGGCAGCGCAUCCUGUGGUGAGGAGGAACCGGAUCGGUGUGAUCGUGAAAUCCACGAGCACGCCAACAGUUUGCCGGUGAAGCUGCGGCACAAGUCACACCUUGGUGAUAAGGAUGCGGCCACUGCACUGUUGGCGCUGCAAAACAUCAAACAGGAACCGGUCGGUUUGCGGUCGGCGUCACCAUCGUGGGAUGAUGGUGGUGAUGGUUCAUCGGACGAGCGCGAUUCCGGCAUCUCGACGAACGAGUGGCCAACGAAGGCGGAACAGAAGAUGAUGGUACCGCUGCCCGGGAGCACCUCGGUGACCAACGGUGAUGGAUCAGCGGUGGCCGGUGCGAGCGGUACGAUCACGGCAGCGAUGAUGGCAGCGGCAGCCGCCGCCGGUAAGAUCACCUCCAUUCCGGCCUCGGUCGUCAUCAGCAAGAAAACCGAGGAGAACAUCCAUCUGCAGUCGAAGCUGGCCCGGCUCGAGUCCGAGGUGGCCACGAUCAAGAACAUGAUGAUCUCCAACACGACCGGCAGUGCCUUCGGUGUGACCGCGGCGGCCCAGUAGCCUAGUGGCAGCUCAACACCACGACCACAACGGCGACAACCGCGAACGCGAACGCGAUCGCGACGACGGCGACGUCGGUGAAGAGGUAAAACCGGGAAGAUUGAUCCAGUUCCUAAAGGAAGAGGAAGAGCGCAAAUGAUGGAGAAACUGGGAAGGGAAACCCGAACAUCCAUUUAUGUGUUAGUGGGUUAGUUGCACGGAUUGGAAUUUCUCGGGUUGGACCGCGGUGGACGCUCGGGGAGUUGGUGAAAGUUACGACAGCUUUUAAGCCCGGGCAGAGCAACCGGGUCCGUAAGAUGCGUGUGUGCGAUCAAGCGACUCGUUUAUUGAGAUCGCUUCGAGAGGAACAAGAGGGAAAAAAGCGGGGAGAUAGACGAAGAGGUAGAUAGAUAGGCAGAGAGAGAAAGAGCCUAGUGAAGAGAAAGCUUGUGUGGUGUUGCCCGGGCACGCACGCAGCAGCGCUUGUGAUUGCGUGCCUCGCACCAUCGCUAGGCCCCAGGGCCCGGUCCGGUGAGUCAAGUGAAUCGGUCUUCUUUUUUUCUUUCAAUUUUUCGAUCUUGCCUUCUGCCUGGUUUCGUGGAGAAGAAGGUAGCGUUGAGCGGGGGUCCAUAGGAGAAGGAAAAAAGUUGGAAAAAAGAGAGAGCGAGGUGGAGCGCACUCCAAGAGAAGCAAAACUGAUCGGAUGGAUCUGUUUUUUUUGGGGGGGGGGAGAAGAUGACACUACUAUUGCUCCCAAGCAAAAAAGGGGGAAUGCAACAUGUACAUAAAACUGUGCAUAAACAUAUUUAUUUGGAGAUAGAUUUGUUUCUUUUUACUAAGCUAAAUUGAAGAGAAACAAAAAGAGAACUGGAAACAGAAAUGAAAUGCUGCUAGGCACCGGUCCGGCCGUGGCCGAUAACCACAUUCCCUUCCCUGAUGGCUCCUCGCUACUUGGGAGUAUUUGGAGCAAAACAGUAUUUUAUGGAUGUGGAAGUGGCUAGUGGCCGGCUGGUGCCCACUGGUGUGUGUUUCUCAAUUUUUUGAUCAUUGUUUGUUUUAAACAUAUUAUACCGAACAUAAGGGACGUACAACAAGGCAGCCUCCGGCAAGAGAGUACGUACAGCAGAACUGUAAAUGUGAAAACCGAACUACAUCAAUCAAUCAAACUACUAUUACUACUAUGUAUAUCUUUUAGUGUAAGCGCAGGCUAGCAAGCAAACUAUAAAAAGAUGAGAAGAAUUUGUAUUCCUUUUACAAAUUGUAGAACAGUGAAGUGAAAGGAGUCGAUGAAUAGAAAAAGAGAAAAUGGAAAUAGCAAACAAAAAAAAAACCUCGAGAUACUCUCAGUCCAUGUAUGAUAAUCCUACUCUUAUCUUAAGAAUGAAACAAACAAAACAAACAAGCAACUGGUUAAACAAGGGAAUCAAAACGGAAAGUAUGGAGUGCAGAUGAGCGUGAGCCUCGGCGAGUAUUGGCAGCCGGUGGAUGAGGAUGGGCUCACGUUGACACGUCAGCACGAAAAACGGAAAAAUACACUUUAUAUCUCUUCAGGGAAGACUGUCUUGUUAGAAGACUCACUAGAUAGUGUUUAAGGCACCACCCCCUCCCCAAAAACCCUCAUAACGUCACCCCUAUAAGUGUGUGCGUGUGUACAUGUGUGUGUUUGUGUGUAUUUGAAGUGCAACACUUCGACACCAUCUUCUCUUAUCGGAAGCGCAAUUGAUGGCUGCCAGCUGCAGCUGCGUUUCGUCUACUAUUCCUCACCGGCGAAAACGGAAUUUGCAGAAAUGUUGAGGCGCAUGAAUCGUCGUAGCAGGCGAAUACUACUUGGAACACAGUUCAGCCAGCAGGGGGUUGAGAAACAGAGAGAAAGAGAACCAAAUUGAAAGGUGAUGGAAGGAAGAAAAAUGGGGAAAAAAUGUAAGAAAGCCCGGAGGAGCAAACUUUUUCGGAAAUGUGAUAUCGUAGGUUUGGAAACAGUUUUACAACCCAAAACGAAAAAAAAAACAAACA